AUGGACGACCACCCAUACACGACUCCAGACGAAGACCCUUUUCACGUUCAGCCACCAGCACGACUUGUCUUCCACAAACGCUCCAGCCUCAUCGACAAAUGGAUCCACGACCAACAGCAAGAACUUGAAACCGACACUUCAGAACUCAUGCUGCCCCCGCCGAAAAUACACGACGAGGAAGAGCCUCGCUGUGGGACGCCAACGCAUCCCUUUUUGGCGUACCCCGACAUCGGGCGCCUGUCGCUGGACCAACUGGGAAAACGGCAGGACGACGCGUCGACGCUGUACAGCUAUGACCUCGUUGAUGACGACGACAUCCCAGAGGUUCCUGCGACGCCAAUCAACAAAAGUCCCAAGACCCUCCUUACCUCCUCCACCUUCCGUAAUCUUAACCUUUCAUUUCGCGCUACUGCGAAUGCUAACUCCACCGGGACAACAUCCACCACCGAUGACCAUUCCAGCCCUUCUCCAAGGUCACAGGCUCGCAUGUCCAUCUUUUCUCGCUCUUCUCGCCACACCUCUGCUACAGCACACACCCGCUCAGCCAGCCUCUCCACUGUAAACACAACAAUGCUCAACAACUCUCCGACCGUCAAGGGCCAGUCCGCAUCCACCUCAAAGUGGCGCCCAAGCGUACUGGGUUACUUUCCUCAAUCACCGUCUACCCCAACGAUACCCUUUGAUCCAACCUAUACCCCUCCCCGCCCCAGUCUGUCCUCCGGGGAUACCUACACCUCCUCCAAUAGCGCUUCUCAGACAGCAACUACCCUCGAAAGCGAUCUGCCGACAACCCCGUCCCGGCCCUCCUUUUUCGAGUCGAUACGCUCCAAGAACCGCUCCAGUCUGAGCAUAUUCAGAGCCCAGAGCGGCCAUGCAUCCUCGAGCUCAAUUUGGUCACAACCCUAUCGCGCCCCGUUCGACGACCAAGAGGCCCCUCUCGAAAUCCCUCCUAUCGGCAGUGGUGCGGACUCUUGUCGUGUUUCCACCUCCGAGGACGCCAAUUCAACUCUCCCUCGCCGGGUACCCUUUGCGAUGAAAUCGGUGAAUCAAUACGAUAACCUCCUCGAUGACGAGGAUGACCUUGCCCAUUACGUCCCUCCACCGUCCAAACGCGAAUCAACUUCCACUAGGAGUUCAAUUAGCUUCACCGCUCCGAACAACACCUUUUCACGCGUCGGAUUCGGCUCCCUCAACACGCGUGGAAAUCAGAAGAAGAAGAAGAAACUCGUCAUUAGUGGAGUUGGCGUCCACGAAACGCGUAAAUUCGAGGGUGUAAGGCGGUGGUGCGAGAGCUUUGGAGAAAUCCGACAAGUUACUCGGGCACCCAACGGCGACCUCCACAUUGAGUUUCGCAAGGCAGAUGUCGCUGAUACUGUUUGUCGCGUGCGAGCGAAGGUCUUUAUCGCCGGCGUUGGCAGCGUCUACCUGUCAUGGAUCACGGGUGACAAACGUUGA
Messenger RNA from Coprinopsis cinerea okayama7#130, 1455 nucleotides. RefSeq lists its product as hypothetical. The transcript has 4 exons. The record is from RefSeq and is a predicted model, not a curated record. The coding region runs from base 1 to 1455 and encodes 484 amino acids. NCBI's taxonomy places the organism in Eukaryota, Fungi, Basidiomycota, Agaricomycetes, Agaricales, Psathyrellaceae.